Strongylus vulgaris is the source of this 959-nucleotide messenger RNA. The record is from the annotation of a GenBank genome assembly. Lineage: Eukaryota; Metazoa; Nematoda; Chromadorea; Rhabditida; Strongylidae.
AUGGAGUCAGAAUGUGACACAUGUUGUGAAAGUGAGCAUAUGUACAACACCUCCGUGGGAGAAAUAUUUCCUGCAAUCAUAACCAGAACUUUCGAUGAGGCAUUUGCCGCUGAAGACUCAUUCUUCCAACACUUAUUGUCUUUUCGAAUGUUCCGCUAUGCUCGCACAGCUUUGGGCUUAGGCAAGCUUCCUUGGGAUAUGUUGUUCGUAUUGGCAAGAAAUGUGAAGAAAUGGCUGUCCUACGUUGUGGCUCCUGAAUGGCUGAAAACCAAGAUAAAUGCGAUUGUUGACUUUGUGUUGAUGGAGCUAGAACGUCAGAAAUCACGUUACAGCCAGUUCUCUUGCUUAUUGCCCGUUCCCGAAAUUAGCUAUCUGUCGAACAACUAUGUGAGAAAAGAACCUGAUAUUGAACUAAGCGAAGAUGCGCGAAAAGAAUUGGCCUUCAUUAGAGAGAGUGACAAAAGAAAGAAAGCUAAAUUGGAUACACGGGCCGCUGUCACUACUUCGAAAGACUGGGCAGCGUUCGACGAUGCAGAAGACGAGGAUUCAUUUCAACAUGUUAUUCAAUACAGCAAAAACCACGACUCUAUGUAUCAGUUCCAUUACUUGGAUGAGAAUAACAGGCUGCGUAAAUUCGAACUCUUCAACAUGGCGGAGCCCAACAAGCGAUAUGAAUGUCAUGCAUCUCAUAAGCUUUCAGAUCUAAAUAUUGUUGAGGCAGUGCUGGAAGAAGAAGCUGAGCUCACUGAGGAGUAUGGUGAAUCAUCUAACAAAGCAGAAGAGGUAGACUCAGGUCUCUCCGGAGUAGAAGUUCAAACGGAUACCAGUCACCGUGACGCUUGUUGUUCUCCCGUACAAUAUUUCCCUGCUCCUUUGCGAAUGAGUAGCCGUUCUAAGGGUUCCAGUCGGCGUCAUACUGCCGCUGGAGGAACGACUAAUCAACCUUCAUCUAGGUGAGG